Cuculus canorus (common cuckoo) is the source of this 1405-nucleotide messenger RNA. It is a transcript of the gene CISD2, whose product is annotated as CDGSH iron sulfur domain 2. NCBI's taxonomy places the organism in Eukaryota, Metazoa, Chordata, Aves, Cuculiformes, Cuculidae. Gene Ontology annotation, biological process: autophagy of mitochondrion; regulation of autophagy. The record is from RefSeq and is a predicted model, not a curated record. Gene Ontology annotation, cellular component: intracellular membrane-bounded organelle; mitochondrial outer membrane. Gene Ontology annotation, molecular function: 2 iron, 2 sulfur cluster binding. The transcript is spliced from 3 exons. Bases 161 to 565 code for a protein of 134 amino acids.
CUCCCUCGCCCGCUGCCCCGGCCUAGCGGCUCCGCGCACGCGCGUGUGGCUUCCGGCUCAUCCGCCCCGCCUCUCGGCGCACGCGAGGCCCGGCGGGCGCGCGCGCGGCGCGGAGGGGGCCGCGUGUGGCCGCGGCGCACUCCCCUCGCUGCCGGCCGCCAUGGUGCUGGAGAGCCUCGCCCGCAUCGUUAAGGUCCAGCUGCCCGCCUACCUCAAGCGCCUGCCGCUGCCCGAGAGUGUCGGCGGCUUCAUCCGCCUCACAGUUUCAGAAUGGCUGCGGUUACUGCCUUUCCUGGGUGUGCUGGCCUUGCUCGGUUACCUUGCUGUUCGUCCGUUCCUCCAUAAGAAGAAACAACAGAAGGAUAGCUUGAUUAACCUCAAGAUCCAGAAGGAAAAUCCAAAAGUAGUGAAUGAAAUAAACAUUGAAGAUCUGUGCCUCACUAAAGCUUACUGCAGGUGUUGGCGUUCCAAGACGUUCCCUGUCUGUGAUGGCUCCCACAACAAGCACAAUGAAUUAACAGGAGAUAACGUGGGUCCACUAAUACUCAAGAAGAAAGAAGUAUAGCAGAUGCUUAAUCCACUAAAUCAUGACUGAUAAAAAGUCUUUUUAUACUAUUGUAGUUGGAAGGGACAGCAGUUUAUGAUGUGAUUUGUAUGAUUUAGUCUUAUGAUUGCUGUAGAUUUCUUUUUGGAAUAAACUGCAUUUAGACAGUGCUAAAUCUGUCACUGUCUUGAUAAUUUAUUCUGAGAAGAACUAUUUCUGCUUUGUAAAACUGUAAAGUAACUAUCUCUGUAAAUAAGUCAUUUAUUUAAAAAAUAAAAUGACUUCUUACAAUUAAGCCUAUUUUGUAUGAGCAUUCAAUUAUAAAACUGUCACUAUUUCCAAAUGCACUUUUGUUUUGCUCAGACUUGUUUGGCUGAGAAGCCGUGUUUUAAUUCUGCUUUCCAGGAAAAAAUUUAGGUGCGCUUCAAUGGGAGAAAAAGAGUAUUAAAUUCAUCCUUUGUGAAUAUACCCAAAUGUACUAUUGAGUGCUGGCAGCACAGCCAUGUUAAUUACCUGCUAGGAUCUGCUUGGUCAUGUCUUGCCCCUGGAUGACUUUUGUAACCUAAUUUGGAAGCCCUGCACAAAGGGAUAGAUUUGCCCCUAAUGCUAAUGAAGACCCGGACUGAGGCAGUUGACCAAGUCUUCACAGUCUUGAGGCAAAAUCAGGGGAAGCUAAACUUGGCAGGACAUGACAUGCCUUUUUACUCUUAUGGCAACAGAAUUGUGUCCUUUGAUUAUGAAUUUGGACAAUAGAUAAAACACACUACAAAUAAACUUGUAAAACAUACAUUUAGAGAAAGGUGUCUGACUUAUGGCAACUAUAAGACAAAGUAAAUGUACUUGAAGUAUGGGUGGCACAAA